GUAUCCAAACGCACAGCUAAUACAGCUGCUGAAGCCCUAGGCGCUGAAAGGAAUGACGGGGUGAUGGGCGUGGAGAGCCCCAAGCGAUGGGUGCUAGCACAGAUCCAGCAAGCGACCACUCCGGUAAGUGUGUCGAGUAUAUCUGAGAGAUACUUUCGGAUCUGA
This is a messenger RNA of Sphaeroforma arctica JP610, 165 nucleotides long. RefSeq lists its product as hypothetical. The record is from RefSeq and is a predicted model, not a curated record. The annotation marks the transcript as partial. The transcript has a single exon. Lineage: Eukaryota; Ichthyosporea; Ichthyophonida.